CUACCUCCUCUUCUUUCUACCUUCAUACCUUUCUUUCCUCCUCCCCCAAGGAACAGAGAAAAGGGAGAGCUCUUUCCUCAAUAAAAUACGAAAACCACACAAGGAGAGGAACACAACAAAGACAAGGCUCAGCAGUAGAGCAAUAGGGAAUUAAGCAAGAGUAGAAGACGAGUUGAUGGCCUCUUCUCUCUUCUUCUCCUUCCUUCUUCUCUUGGCCUCCCUGCUUCUCUUCUCCCGUGGGGCCGUCUCCUCUUUCCCCAACCUCACCACCCUCUCCUUUGAGGAGGGCUACACCCAGCUCUUUGGCGACUCCAACCUCAUGCUCCACCGCGACGGCAGAGCAGUCCACCUCUCCCUUGAUGAGAGAACUGGUGCCGGUUUUGCCUCCCAAGAUCUCUACCUCCAUGGAUUCUUCAGUGCUAACAUCAAGCUCCCUUCGGAUUAUGCCGCCGGGGUUGUUGUAGCAUUCUAUAUGUCAAACGGGGAUGUAUUCGAGAAGACGCACGAUGAAUUGGACUUUGAGUUCUUGGGGAACAUAAGAGGAAAAGAAUGGAGAGUUCAGACCAAUAUCUAUGGCAAUGGGAGCACAUCAAUUGGAAGAGAAGAGCGAUAUGGCCUCUGGUUUGAUCCCACAGAAGAUUUCCACAAGUACUCCAUCCUGUGGAGUCAUGAUCGAAUCAUGUAA
Messenger RNA from Elaeis guineensis (African oil palm), 685 nucleotides. NCBI's taxonomy places the organism in Eukaryota, Viridiplantae, Streptophyta, Magnoliopsida, Arecales, Arecaceae. The record is from RefSeq and is a predicted model, not a curated record.